This is a messenger RNA of Rhizoctonia solani, 522 nucleotides long. RefSeq names its product MYND Zn-finger protein. The record is from RefSeq and is a predicted model, not a curated record. Lineage: Eukaryota; Fungi; Basidiomycota; Agaricomycetes; Cantharellales; Ceratobasidiaceae. The transcript is spliced from 4 exons. Bases 1 to 522 code for a protein of 173 amino acids.
AUGUCUACGAUACGGGGCUACGCAAAACUACACAAGGGCGAUAUGUUUGAGUAUUAUUAUGGAUUCCUAUGUGUUCGGCAUCUUAUCCGGAUGACUUCGUCAGUUUUUGCCGAUGCUGGCGGAUUAACAACCGAGGAUAUCGAGUUCUUGAUCGACCUUCUUUGGGGAAGCCGCAAAUCUGUCCUUCCUCUUUGCUUUAAAGGGCUCCUCCCCGGAUUCCCAGUACUUCUAUUCUUGCUCUAUAAUAUGACAGAUUACACCGAUCUUCUUGAUCCCACUUUGGCUGGAAGUCCAAGACUUGGUCCAGCGCUGCUAUCUCGCGGACUCGAGUACUACGAGAGAAAUAUCUUAAGACAGGUUAGCCGGUGGAUCCACGACAAGGUUCUGGCCCGUUUUAGGACCGUAGCAUUAGACUAUGUUCCUGUCGACGAUGACGACGCACGCGGUCGUCAAAGCUUAUUCGGAUCUGUUAUCCCGCCAAUCCUCUAUCUCUCGCACCUGUUAUGCUUCUGGUGUCGAUGA